This is a messenger RNA of Haplochromis burtoni (Burton's mouthbrooder), 12708 nucleotides long. Its product is annotated as ral guanine nucleotide dissociation stimulator. NCBI's taxonomy places the organism in Eukaryota, Metazoa, Chordata, Actinopteri, Cichliformes, Cichlidae. Bases 5482 to 7968 code for a protein of 828 amino acids. Gene Ontology annotation, molecular function: guanyl-nucleotide exchange factor activity. Gene Ontology annotation, cellular component: plasma membrane. Gene Ontology annotation, biological process: Ras protein signal transduction; positive regulation of GTPase activity. The record is from RefSeq and is a predicted model, not a curated record. The transcript has 18 exons.
CCAAAAAAUGGCUCCACAGCAUGUAAAAAUAUAAUAUAAGCUCUGGCGGACUUGGUUCUAUGGUAGGUCUUAAAGGGUUAAUAGAUGCUUCUAAAGAGCCUGCAACUUUGUGUGGUUGCCAUUUUGCAUUGGAUUGGGAUUCCACACAUAUCCCCAAACAAACAAAACAGCUGAUUCUGAGGGGAUUAGGUUAAUUUUAAUGGAAUAACUGUGCUGUAAUAGCCUUGCUAGCUUUACCAGGCAGAUUUCAGAGCUGUUUGGUGGCUGUAGUGUGUACCGUUCACAGAACAUUUAGUAUGACCACUCCAUGAAACCAUGCUUUAUUGGCCUGUUGGCUGGUAGUGUUAUUCUUAAUAAAACGUCUAUUCCAGUAUUUGAAAAUCACAACCACCUCUUGUGUUCCCUAGUGUUUCUUCUAGAAAGACAAUAGCUUUCUGUAUUUGUGGGGCAUUGCUGUCUUUAUUCUAACCUAACCCCAGCAUGCAAAGCUGUUCACAGAGUGUAGCAGUAUUUUAUGGGAAAACAGCAAAUAUUGAAUGCAGAAUGCAUUAUUCUCCUGUUUUAUGGGAAACAAUGUGUUACUGUCAGACUUUCUUAGAGUGGUUUGAUGCAGUUUAUUUCCAUAUUUUCUGUUUUAGUUAAAAACUGUAAACUUUGACAGACUGUGAUCAGCUGUUCCUGCAAACAACAUUUGUUUUCUGAAGCAGGUUAGAAAACAAGGAUGUGCAGCACACUGAUGAGUUGCUUACAGCCAGUGAUCAGGAAGAAAAAGUUUAACUGUCAGAUGUUGUCAGUUGUCAAACUAUCAGUCGACUCUGAAGGAAGCAUCUGCAGACGUGUUGAUAAUGUUCACUAAGCAAGGCUGAGGCUCUGAGCCAUAUUAUAGCCAUAUUUAGAAUCAACAUUUAGACAGUUUUCAGCAGUUAAUGAGUACGAUGAGUGCAGCGUUUUGUUGUUGUACAACAGUAUCCAGACUUUCUUUCACAGGCAGUCAGCGUACUAUUAGUCCUUUGCUCUUAGCUCCCACUGCAACCAUGAAGCCGUCAGCAAUGAUCAUCCAUUUCUGAUGUGGGUCAUUAAACAGGAAGUCCUGAGGGGCACACGCAGGCAGGCAUGGGUCCAAAAAGAGAAAGAAGAAGAAACAAAAACAAGGCGACUUGGCCAGACAGAAGGCUGGAAAUCUACAGCUCAGAUAGCAUGAUUGACAAUUUGGCAAGGAACUCAAGUGUGGGUAUGCUCGCUGAAGGACCCGAAGAGGAAAUUGGAAGCAGGUGUGCAGGUGGAUGUGGAGGUGGAGGUGAUAUGGAAAGGCAGGAGUACACCGGAGACAUUUGGACUGAAAUAAAGUGGCACAGCAGAGCAGGAGUUUCUUUUCUUUGCUUUUCCAUCUGUUGCUGUGGUUUCUUUCAAGUGGAAGAUGGUUUAUACCCCGGACUCAUUAAAGAGCAGAACACCACGGAAAAUAACAUUCCUGUUUCCAGGCACAACCCGGAAUAAAAUGUUGAUGGUUGUGUUGCUUGGUUGUGCAAGUUUUGACAAGAAGGACAAAUGUUUGAUAUAAAAAAAAAGGGUUGAGUUUUCCUUCGUCUGGCAUCUUGAUAUUCUGGAGCUAACUCCUCCAGCCUCCAGUUGUAGACCUUUUUGGCUUUUUAAAAGUGGAAAAUUCUCACUUUAGGCAUGAAAUGGACACAAAUCAGCACAGACUUAGCUCCAGACUCAGAGGCACUUAAACUAUGUAAAUGUGUAGUGGCUUAUAUGUUUGCCUAACAGUUUGAUCCCAGGCGGUGACACACAUCCCUUUGGGGUUGCAGUAGGAAGGGCAUCAGGUGUAAAAACUCUGUGAUGGGCACUUGUGAAUAGAAGAGCAGCCAAAAGGAUCUUAAAGUCUUGUCAUGUAUGUCAACUGACAAGAAGUGCACUCAGGAAAAAAAACAGCAGUCCCAGGAGAGGUUAAUGUUGACAAGGUGAAUCUUCAGGAUCCUCAUACGGCCGACCCUGAUGUUAGUUUAGCUGCUGUAUUUGUAAAAUAUUGAGCUGACAGUGGACGAGAGAAAAGACCUACGAUGAUAAAGAUGGACAGAGCAGAGAAUACAGCCAUGCUGUAGUUGGAGAAGAACAAUGGGUGACUAUAUAAGACAUGUAAUUAAGCUCACAAGUAGUACCCUCUUCAGACUGGUACCCUCUUCCCCCUGGUAAAAAGCAAUAUGGCGCAAUUUCCCUAAAUUUGGGGAAAUUAAUUUCAGGUCCUGUGUAAUAUUUGUCAUUCAGUUGCAUUAAAAUGAUAUAAAAGUCAUCAGCAUCACAGAAAGACUUGAAAGGUCCAGUUCAUUGACUUGAAUUAGCAGAACUGAGACCUAGAAGGCUGUGAUUGAGUGCAGCUACCUGUCUCUGCACACUUUUCAGUCAAAGCUUUUGCCAAAUCCAGAUGGGUGAGUUAUAACCAAAUCAUCACAGGCUGUCAUGAUGGCUGAACAUAGCUUUAGGGACCACAACAGGAUUGUGCACUGUGGUGUGAAUAUGGUUACUGCUGCUGCAAAGUUGGACUUGGACAUUGGAGUCUAUGGGAUUGAAUCACCUUUCAAGCCUGCUUCUAGUGGAUACUAGAGGAUCUCCCUUGAGGUUUCCACUCGAUCACAGGAGUGUGAUCCUAAAUCUGUGUUUGAAUGGGUGAAUAAUGCUUGUAGUAUAGAGCGCUUUUAGAGAAGAACAGCACUAUAAGAGCCAUUUAGCAUCUGAUUUGGUUGUCAUCGUGGAGAAGUUGUUACAAGGUCACUUUGUGCAGUUUGGACAGUUUCAUUCAAACUGCUUGACUUAAACUUACCACUGAAACUUUGUGUGGUUGCCAAAUGUGUUUGAUAUUGUGACGGCUCUCAGAAAGACCAGAAAAAGACACGGCCUUUAUUUGUGCAGGUUAAAGCCUUGAAAAACAUCUUGGGCUGACAGAAAUGUGUCACAUCAAAAGAAAAACCAAAACAACAAACGUGGCAUUAAAGUGAAGGGAGUCGAAUUUAAAGACGACACUCGGUUUGAUGAUCAGUCAUCUUUAAAAAAAAAAAAAAAAGCAGAAUAAUUUUUCUGACAAUACAAUUUCCAAAACAAACACAGGCUGGUUUAUUUUAUUCUCAGCCUGUGCGACGGUUGUCAGGAUGCCUCAGAGCAGAGCUGCCGUCCCCAGGUGGCUGCAGUUGGCAUGAGAGAGCAUUUUUAAAUGCCAGGAGCUUGGAGGAGCACCUGAAUGGCUCGACUGGCUGAAAUAAUAGCAGGGGAUACAUCUAAAGGCUGUUAGAGGCAGCUCAAUCUGGCAAGCUCUCAGAAGCUUCUUCUUGUAUGUGUCUGUUACUGGGAAACUCUCCUGUGUUUGUUUGUUUUUUAUUCUUGCUGCAGUAAAAAGAGAAGAGGCUCCGGAGGGACAAACAAAACCUAUUAUUGAAUUCUUGAGAAAUUAGGUCUAAUUAAUCUGUGAUUUAUAAGUUAUUUUCUUGUUUUUCUUUUCUGUUUUGAACUACAAGAUUAGAUAUACCAAAAUUACUUGUGUUGCUCAAGCAGUUAAACAAGCUUUCAUCAUCUGUACAGAGAACACACUGUUUAUGUUUGUUUAAUCAGCCAUGCGGCAAAUGUGCUCUGUAGUUCUUUCAACCAGCUCUGUGCACUUUGACAGUUCCAAGUCCAUGAAAACUGUGUGACUACGAUCCCAUAAAACCCUGUAAUGCUGCACUGUAAGAUGUCUUUACCGGUUAGUCAUAAAAAAUGCGUAAAAUAAAGAGCACAUAUCCAGGCAGGGUUUCAUUAAAAAACAAUAUAUGUUGCCAAAAAAUGUAUUUUGUGUGCACAGGACACACAAUAUAAAAUAAUCACCCAACAAAAUAAUAGUUAAUCUGCUGUUACAGUUACUAGUUUAUCUGUUCUUGUUUGUUAAUGGAUCAUUAGAUCAGCUCCAGAGACAUUCUUUAACAAAUUAUUGUUUAUUUCAUAAGAAAAAAUGUAAUCUUCUCUUUAUUUAGUGCUGUAAGUUAAAUGCUUUUUUCUUUUUACUUUAAAAAUAUUCAGUUUCAGAGAGGAGGUUCACACUGAGCACACGUGACAGGUGUGAAAGAGUCUGGAGGCGCUCUGGUGAAUGUUAUCAGACAUCAGGGUACCAGAAGCAAAGCUGCCAGUUGUGGUGUUGUCUGCCGAAUGCCGAUCAAGCUGCGUGGGGCUGAGCUGCGAGCACAGGUCCUGCUAAAGGACGCCGGGACCCGUGUUCCCCUUCGUGGAGUCUGAAUCUGACAUUUUGGUCAGAAACAUGAACCAGCGAGCCUGUCCAGCUCUCCUCACAUCUCCAUCUUGAAGUAGUAACCUGUGAAACCUGAAUUAUCUGCAGAUACUAUCGCAUGAUGACUGCAGUGAUAGGACAUUUAGAUGAAAAACAGUCAGGAGGGAUAAGGAGAGGAAUGGGCUGUAGCCACCAGCUGCUAAAACAUUCCCUUUGUGGGGUUUGUCAUGUUGUUGCCUGUCCAGUGGACCUGUUGUCAUGACCAUCUGCACCAAAGCAGCUGAAAUGGGCUCACAGUGGGUUCUGCUUUCUAACUGGAGAGAUUGAUAGCACUGAAGUUUAGCUUUGUUUUUUACUGUAAUGGCUGAGUGUUCCCUUCACUUAUUGACCAGUAAAUGCUUGUCUCCCAUUUAUUAAUUUAUUGUUUGUUAUCUUGAUUUAACCAGAAAUCAGACUUUUUUAUUUGUUCCCUGAGUUCUUGUGCUUUAUUUGGAUUUUUGUUUCUUUACUUUUUGGACUCGCCUCUGAGAAAAAAAAAAUGUGCAGGCCUUCUAUAUUUUUUUGCAGCAUUAAAUAUGUGUAUCUGCAAACUGAGUCAAACAACACUAAUUAAAAAAACAAACACCUCUUCCUCUGGAUCAAGGUGAUGACAACAAGUGCCCUGAGGUGUCAGAGGAACAGGUUCAGUAAGUUGUUUUCAGUUAAAGGUGUUUGAAUUUCUUAAGACGGUUCCUGUUAGUCUGUUUUCAUUCGUCCCUACAGGUUGCCUAACAUAGCUUCAGAUGACGUUGUUAAACACGUAAACUACCUGGAGAUAAUCCCCUCCUUCAGUUAAGCAGGAAAUUUCUUCGAAUUUUAUUGCAUCAUGUUGAGGUUUCAUUUUCUCUUGAGAGCGGUAACAGCAGGACAUUUGAGCGUCGUAGCCUCACGGUGUUGUUGUUGUUGUGGAGGUCAUUACCAAGCGGUUUCUCUCCACCUUUGACAUACACGGACAGAUGUGAGCCUCUUCUGGAAAGCCUUUUUUUCCCGGCAUAGGUUAAUUUUUUUCUAGUGUUGUUCCUCGUGUUGUUGACACAGCUGUUAAAGUAAACAUGCAUGAGCUGAGCGUUGGCGGUUGGGGUUCGGCCAAUCUGUGAAGAGGGGAGUGGGAGCCCUGGAGUCGCCUUCACUGAGGUUCUGCUCCUCCAGGAUCCUCAUGUUUUUUGGGACUGGUUGUCAGCAACGCCGUGAUGUGGUGCUGGAGCCGGUGGAUCUGUGGACUGCUGGCCGGGACCUGGGAUGGCGAGGAUUAUUACAGGACAGUCGGAAGAAAAGAAAGACAGAGCUCGACGCAGGAGAUCGGCGAGGAGGCCGAGGAGGACGCCAUCUUCACCAUCACACUGAGGAAGGUGCAGCUUCACCAGUCGGCCAGCAAAGGGCAGCGAUGGCUGGGUGUGGACACGGACUCCGCCCUGAGCCUCUACGAAACCUGCAAGGUGCGGACCAUCAAGGCCGGCACUCUGGAGAGGCUGGUGGAGUACAUGGUGUCGGCGUUCAAGGGCAAAGACUCCACCUACGUCACCAUCUUCCUCUGUACCUACCGAUCCUUCGCCACCACCAAGCAGGUGCUCGAUCUCCUGCUCAACAGGUAUGCCAAGCUCCAAAAUGUGCCUGCAGCCACAGCACACAGAGUCUCCCAGGACGACUGCACAGAGCUGAGAAACACUGUUUCGUCCAUCCUGGGCGCGUGGCUGGACCAGUACUCUGAGGACUUCUGGAGCCCUCCAAACUACGAGUGUCUGCAUCAGCUCCUCGCUUACCUUCACCUCCACUUCCCCGGCUCGGACCUGGAGCGCCGUGCCCGCAACCUGCUGGCCCACUUCCACCGAAGACAGCAGUGUGAGCCUGAUCCUGAUGGUAUGAAGGCAGGACAAGAGAGGGACACCAGAGCAGGGGAACACAUCGGCUGCCCUUUUGCUACGCAGGAAGAGAGCGGCUUUGAGGAUGAGCUUCCUGCUUUCAGUUUCCUGUCGUUUGACCCCAUCAUGGUGGCAGAGCAGUUCACGCUCAUGGACGCGGAUCUGUUCAAGAAGGUGGUUCCCUACCACUGCCUGGGGGGGAUUUGGUCUCAGCGGGAUAAGAAAGGUAAGGAGCACCUGGCUCCCACCAUCAGAGCCACCGUGGCCCAAUUCAACUCUGUCACCAACUGUGUCAUCACCACCUGCCUGAGCAACCCGGCACUGAAGCCCAACCAGAGAGCCCGUCUGCUGGAGAGGUGGAUAGAAGUUGCCCGGGAGUGUCGAAUACUAAAGAACUUCUCCUCGUUGCGAGCCAUCCUCUCCGCCCUGCAGUGCAACGCAAUCCACCGCCUAAAGAGGACCUGGGAGGAAGUAUCACGGGAAAGUUUCCGAACCUUCCGCGAGCUGUCCGAGAUCUUCUCUGACGACAACAAUUACUCCCUGAGCCGAGAGCUGCUGGUGAAGGAGGGCACCUCCAAGUUUGCAACUUUAGAAAUCAACCCUAAACGCGCUCAGAGGAGACACCAGCAGCAGAGAGACCUGGGAGUGAUGCAGGGGACGAUCCCUUACCUGGGGACUUUCUUGACGGACCUGGUGAUGAUGGACACUGCCAUGAAGGAUUACACUGAGGGUGGUCUGAUUAACUUCGAGAAGAGAAGAAAGGAGUUUGAGGUGAUCGCUCAGAUCAAACUGCUCCAGCUGGCCUCCAACAACUACAAUUUCACUCAGGACAGCCACUUCAGGGAGUGGUUCGCCGGCGUGGACAAAUACAGCGAGGCAGAGAGCUACAAUCUGUCCUGUGAGAUCGAGCCUCUGUCAGAGUCGGCGAGCAACACGCUCCGAGGCAAGAAGAACGGAGGAAUCAUGAAGCGCUGGAGCGACCGACAGUUGACGGAGGCCGGUUGCAGCAGUGCCGCAGGCUCUCACUCCAAGUCCUUCGACCACUCGCACUACAGGCCGUACCAAGGAGGAGGGGGGGACAGCGGCGACGCUCUCAGCGUCACCUCUGUCAGCUCGAGCGGAUCAGACCUGGAGGAUGUGAACGCCAGCUUCCUGUCAGACUCACCGGAGGGACACGAGAGAAAGACGUCGACUCCUUCGGUGAAACUAACUGUCUCAGCACUGGGAAGAGAAGCUCCAGCUGCAGAUACAACCUCAACGUUCUGGGAAUGUACGUCUCUGUCGUCUCUGGACACGUCCGGGAUGGGCUCGAGCUCUGGUUCAGCCUCCGGCUCCAGCAGCGCCUCCUCCUCCUCCGUCUCCUCCUCCACCCCGUUGUCGGCCUCGCGCUCACACAAACGCUCGGUGUCGGCUGUGUCGAACUACUCGACUCUGUCGCUGCCGUUGUACAACCAGCAGGUGGACGACUGCUGCAUCAUCAGGGUCAGCCUGGACGUGGAGAACGGGAACAUGUAUAAGAGCAUCCUGGUGACGAGUCAGGACAAGACUCCGGCGGUGAUCAGGAAGGCCAUGAUCAAACACAAUCUGGAGCGAGAGAAGACCGAGGACUACGAACUGAUGCAGAAAAUCUCUGAGGACAAAGAGCUCCGGAUCCCGGACAACGCCAACGUCUUCUACGCCAUGAACUCCACUGCCAACUAUGACUUUGUGCUGAAAAAGCGCGGCUUGGCACGGCCCAUGCGGGCCAAGAACGUGACCAGUUCGACGCUGCCUCGCAUGAAACAGAAGGGACUGAAAAUCGCCAAAGGGAUUUUCUGAGGAGACUUCCUCUCUCCUCCUCCUCCUCCUCCUCCACUCACCCUCUUCCUCCUCCUCGAUCACCUUCUCUGGCCUCCACUCGUCAGCUUCUGCUCAGGUGCUUGAGUUUUUGUUCAGACAAAAACUGGACACGCAAGAGGAGGAACGACCAAGCGCACUUUGGGAAGCAGAGGAGCACCUUAACACUUAACUGUCGCGUCGUCGGGACCCUGAGAGGACGUUAAAAGGCUGAAGGACACGCUUGUGGGGGGAACAAACGAGGCGUGUUGGCUGCUUCAGCCGGCUCAUGGAAAAGCAUCAGAUCUCCCGGUCCUUUUACGUUUCGUUUACAGCUGUUUACAUCUUAACAUCAGUUGGUCAGAUCAGUCGUUUCUGCACCUUCGACAAAAACACUUUUUUUUCCUGCUUUUUUUAAAACCAUGUUGCAGAGCCUCGUCCCUGUGUGAUCACUCUGUGGUCUUCAUGCUCGCACCCUCCUGCGUGGAGCAAACACUAACGGACAGAAAGGUGUCUGAAUGUGAUUCUACUUUUUCAGGGAGCUUUUGUUUCAAGCGCACCGCCGCCACCGCUUUUGCCCCGGUGGUCCCUGAUGUCGACAGUGCCUGCAGGACUGCAGCACUUGAAGGUUUCGCUCUCUGCCGCCUCAGCAUUUUAACACCAGCGACGCUGACGCGAGCGUGGAGAGAUCUGGACUCUAUAAACUCCUGAACGCUGCCAUGUUACACAUACACAAAAAUAAAAGGUCACGUGGCCUGAAACAGAGACGUGGUGUCAAAACCAGUGGGCGCAGCCAUGAAUCACAUGCCACUGUUUUCUUUUUAUUAUUAUUAUUAUUAUUAUUAAUUAAUGAAUCGUAACCACUACAUGGAGAAGGAUGCCACAGAGUGGGACAGAAACAUGAGCUGAGAACAAGACACAAAAAAACUGAGUGUAUAUAUCGAUUAACACCAUCUGUGCAGUAUAUUCUUUUCAAACGGACCACGAGAUUUUGUUAACAGACUCGACGCUUUGUUCUUUUCUCUUUGUACAUUUGUUUGCAUCUCUCUCUUUGAUAUGGUGCUGCUACUUAUCUUUCUGAAGACGUCAUAAUGAGCUGCACCUCACGUUUUUGUUUUUUCUCUUCCUCCUGACCGCCAGCCGCCAUGUAGGAACACAGAAACGUCUGAGGGACACGAGGCAUUACAGUAAUAAUAAUUAAAAAGGGCCGCUCUGCCCGGAACAGUCGAUACUCUCUGUUUUAGCUGUGCUUCCAACAUGGCGGCUUGGCUUUCAUAACCAUCAGUUUCCAAAUGUGCCAUGACGGGCCAGGUGAGCGCUGCGGUAUCAUCUAUGGUUUUUACGUGUCUGUGAUGGCAGCAGAGUCUUUCCUCUCUGGGCUCUAACUAACAGCACCUGUGGGGGGGGAAAGUAGCUUUGGGUGAUUUUUAGGUUCUCUGUUCCUGUUAGCGUACAGAAGAGCUCCUGAAUGUUUCGUGCGUAGGCGCCCAGGCGAAGGACGGUGACGCUGCCAGACUGAACACAGGGGAACAAACUCUUCUCUUUAUGCUCUCUGUUUCUUUAAAGGUAAAAAUUCAACCUUAAACACACUCAGCGCUGGUUAUUUAACAAGCAAUUUUUGGUGACUUGCUUCAAAUAUUUGUGGUUGGUAUUUCCUUCAUUUCCGCAGGUGCUAAAUGACAAAACUGAGUUGUUUCUUACAGCAGAAACACAUCUGAUCACAGCUAAACCGAUGCCAGACUAAUGUGGCUUAACCAAGAACAUUUGCCAGAUCUAAUAAAAAGCGGUGCAGAGGUGAUAAACAUAAACUGUAUACUAAAGAUGGACAUACCCACUGUAACGAGCCAUCAGUAGCAGGGGGUGAAUCAGCUGAGCGACUAAGAGACACCGUCAUAGGCUAGGGAAUGACAACCACCUCUAAUGGGGACCAUGGUUUCCAAAGACUUACACAAUAUUAUAUUCACUAAUACUUGAAUCUAACAAUUGAGACCAUAAACUUAAGAGGAAACUGUUUCCUGAGGUCAUAGGUCAUGUGAGUAGUGUGGUCAUUUUCUGUAAUAGAAGUCUAUUUGCAGCUGCAGGCGUCGCCCACUGCUGGCCAUUAGAUGCAAUAAAUGACACCAGAGUAUGUCUGUCUUCUUUCACACUGGUGAAAAGAAAACAUCAAAAUCUGUUGCAAAGCAUUCUGGGAAUUGGAGGAAAUGGGAAAUUAAAAAAAAAAGAUAAGUCAUCGGAAACGCACUAAAAUCUGAGGUUGGACUUUUUCCUGAUGUGUUAUUAAUAUCGCCACAACAACAAAUCAUCUGGCCUGUGCUGCGACCAUGUUUUGCCUUUUUUGUUUGUUUUUUCAUCUGCAUGAAGGUCACGUACAAACGAUCAAAUGAAUGAAACGCCUGUUAAAAAAGAAAAGAGUGAUAGCAGUAUGGUGAUGAUGAGCUGGAGGCACGGCGUCCGGCUGUCGUGGGUGUUGUUUGUUACCGCUGUGGCGUGAAAUCCUUCGCUGUUGAACACUGUGACCUUCGACCCUUUCACUCUGCCCUCUCUGCCUGUUGAUCGGCGCGUCCUGUCGAGCACUGUGAACCCAAACGUCUCAUUCCCUUCUAAUGAUGUCGUAGUGAACAUCCGCCCUUUGCUCAUCGCUCAGGCGAGCAGCAAAGGCGGCAGGCUUGACCCUACAUGUGCCAAAAAAAACAAAACAAAACAUGUAAAGACAGAAAAAGGUUGAACAGACGGGUCCUCUGCCUUUUCACAGUUUGUUUGUUUACUGUUGUUUUCUAGAAGGAAAAAAAGGGGAGAACACUAUGGAAAAAAAAAAUGUGUUGACCCAUUUCCCUGUGGAGACUGUUGUCCGAGAAACUUGAAGCAGACGUGUUUGUCAGGCGCUGACGUAAAAACUGCACUUUCAUGAAAAUGUUUUUCAUGUUUUAAAAUCUUUGUUUGGCGUGUCUGAAUCUUUUAUUCCAACCAAACAUCACAGGCUGGAUUACACGACGUGUCACACCAGACUUUGAGAUCUUAUGACCAAUUUCUAGUAAUGAAAACAGCUACAAAACUGGCAUUUCUAUGCGGGUGAAAUUGGGUCAGCCCCAAGUGGCCAAUAAAGGAACUGCAGUUUUGCCACUUUUGGAAUAAGUUUAACUUUUUCUUUAAUCUAAGCAGUUUGUAACUUGCAGAGGACCCGCUUACACUUUAUUAGUGAGCUGACCUGACCUCAAGUUUGAAGUCUUACCCUCUUUAGCCUCAACUUCCUAGAGGAAAAUAGUACACACAGCUUCUUCUAAAACCAAAACUAGCAACAUAUAUUUGAAUAUUUCACUCGUAGACUGCGUCUGAUGGCAUUUUCAUGUGUUCCAUGGCCUCAACUCAGCAUAGUCACAGCAGCAUCUGUUCUUUUUUACCUCAUGCUGUUGGGAUUUUUAUCCAUUCUUUUCUGGUUAUCUAUCAGGGUCGCUGGAGCCUAUCGCAGCUAACAUAGAGGGGGAGACGGGGUACACCCUGGGCUGGUCGCCAGUUUGUCGGCUAACAGAUGGAUAAUCAUUGACGCUCACAGUUGCACCUGCAGCCAAUUUAGAGACACCAAUUAACUGAACAUGCAAACAGUGGGAGGAAGCCAGAGUACCCGUAGAGAGCCCACGAAGGCACAGGGUCUGGCCGGUCAGUGGAUUCAAACCCAGGACCUUGUUGCUGUGAGGCAAUGGUGCUAACCAACAUAUUGUUGUGAUAUCAUCCAAGCCAAUCAGUGCAGCAUGCAGCCUUUUCUCUUCCUCUUUACACAACAGGACCUUGAAAAUUUCACGCUAUUUCUGUGAAAAAUAGUUUUAUUGUCUCCUACAUGUCAGUAAUUGAUUACAUAAAUAUAAAUGAGAGAACAAAUCUGACAAAAACAAUCAUUUUUAUAAACCAUAAGGCUGUGUUAUAAUCACUAUUUGUCUUACUGUCAACAUCUAUCACUGAAAAGAUCAAAACCUCCAAGCAUUAGUCUGCUUCUGAACCAUUUCCCCCUUCACAUAAAUCCACAUUCGGCUGACAAUAAGCAAAACAGAACAUCCCCAGCCUUAGAGUUUCACUUUUCCAAACGUGACCUGAAUGCAGCAUCAGUUCCUUCUCUGUACUGUUUGGUUGGAACGAAACUUUCACACUUUGAGUCCUGUUUUUUCUGGAUGUUUGGAGUAAUCGGAAAGCAGGUUUUCUGCAGCAGCUCCAUCUCUUUGUGUAAGUGCGCGGACCUUUGUGUCAAAUUUCCUGACCCUGCGAGCAUUUCUGUGCUGGUGAGGUUGACGUGAUGGACCAGUCUGUGUUUCGUUGUAGCUCGUGCUGACAGUGACAUACCUUUUUGUGAUUUGACCUGAUUCUGUGCGAGUUUGAACAAAAAAAAGAAAAAAGGCUGCGUUUACAAGGAGAAAAAAUACAACAAACUGGAAACCAGCUGGUGUGUGUGUGCGUGUGUGUGCGUGUGCGUGUGUGUGUAUUUUAAUUUUUUUAUUCUGUUCCCUGAACUGUGCUCGGGUGCCAUUUCCCAUUUUAACAAAAAGAUUUCAGAACUUUUUCUAACUGCUUCUUUGUUUUACUUUCCCCAAGAACACAAAACCUGUGUAGAAAACAGAAACUGUCCUUGAUUGUCUUUGUUUAUUUAUUAAUUUGUAUAUAAAGAUUUUGUUUUGCAUUGUACAUUCUCUCCUUUCUUGGUUAUAGAUUAAUAUAUUCAUGUAUAUAUGAAUAAACAUUAAGUUUAUAAAAGUAAAA